Messenger RNA from Penicillium canescens, 1002 nucleotides. Its product is annotated as flavin reductase family protein. The transcript is spliced from 2 exons. NCBI's taxonomy places the organism in Eukaryota, Fungi, Ascomycota, Eurotiomycetes, Eurotiales, Aspergillaceae. Gene Ontology annotation, molecular function: FMN binding. The record is from RefSeq and is a predicted model, not a curated record. The coding region runs from base 1 to 1002 and encodes 333 amino acids.
AUGACUAGUGUCAAAACAAUUGGACGCCUGUCCAGCAAUGCGUGGAAAUCUACAACCAUCUUUGCUUCUCGCCUUCGAUCCCACUCACUGAACCAAUUGCGGGUGGCCUCCUCUGCAGCUGUGGCAUCAGAGAGUGAAACUGUUGCAGCACAACAAAACUACAAAAUCAUACAAGACACAGACAACUUCGAUGAAAUCCAAGCAGCCCGUCCAGACUUCAACCAUUCUGCAGCCAUUGAAGUAACCAAGUCGCCUAAUCCAAACUGGAACUAUGGGGACGGAGCCCCAAACAGUCUAGCCCAAAAACAUCAUGAAAUCGAUCCCUACGCCCAAGAUCGACCAAUGAUCAACAAUUACCGCCUACUCGUCUCUGGAAUUGUCCCACGACCAGUCGGGUUCUUGAGUACAGUGAACUCAAAGGGUGAAAAGAACCUCUCUCCAUUCAGUUACUUCCAAGUCAUCGACCAUGACCCACCCAUGUUCAUCGUGGGCUUCUCAUCUCGACCAGGCCGUGUCAAAGAUACAUAUCGCAACCUAAAAGAAACAGGCGAAUGUGUAAUAAACACCGUCUCCGAAAACAUGAUUGAAGCAGUCAAUGCCACAUCCAUUGAUGCUCCAUAUGACGUCUCAGAAUGGGACGUUUCAGGCCUACACGAGGCGCCCUCUAGCACGGUGAAACCGGCCCGUGUCGCGGAAUCGGUGUUCAAUAUUGAAGGCAAGGUUAUUGAUAUCAAGGAGUUCACGGAUCAUCAGAAGCCGGGCAUGAGUCUUGCUGCGACGGUAUUGAUCAAGGCUACUCGGUUCUGGGUUAAGGAUGGAACUUCCGAUGCCGACUUUAGUCAUAUUGAUCUGGAGAAGUUACGGCCGAUUGGCCAGCUUGGGGGUAUGUCUUAUGGUCGGAUUUUGUCGACUUUUGAGCAUCCGCGGAAGCGGUGGAGUGAGGAAGUUUCGAAGAGUGAUACUUUGUCUAGAUUGGAUGCUAGGAAGUGUGGGGAUAGUUAA